This is a messenger RNA of Arabis nemorensis, 1362 nucleotides long. The record is from the annotation of a GenBank genome assembly. Lineage: Eukaryota; Viridiplantae; Streptophyta; Magnoliopsida; Brassicales; Brassicaceae.
AUGGAGGAGAAGCUUGCAAGGAAGAGAAGGGUAUUGUUAGUUCCAGCUCCUGCACAAGGACAUAUAACUCCAAUGAUACAACUUGCAACGAUCCUUCACUUAAAAGGUUUCUCCAUUACAAUUGCUCAAACCAAGUUUAACUACUUCAACCCUUCAAAUAAUUUGUCUGAUUUUCAAUUUGUUACCAUCCCUGAGAAUUUACCAGAGUCUGAUCUUAAGAAUCUAGGACCAGGACGGUUUAUGAUUAAGCUAGCUAAAGAGUGUUGUUUUAGCUUUGAAAAGUGGUUGGGUCUGUUUUUGCUUCAACAACAAAGUAUCAAUGAAGAGAUUGCUUGUGUUAUCUACGAUGAGUUUAUGUACUUUGUUGAAGCAGCAGUUAAAGAGUAUAAGCUUCCUAAUGUCAUUUUAAGUACCACAAGUGCAACAUCUUUUGUUUGUCGCUUUGUCAUGUGUAAACUCUAUGCAAAAGAUGGCUUGGCACCUCUGAAAGAAGGCGGUGGCCGAGAAGAGGAGCUAGUGCCGGAGUUAUAUCCCAUAAGGUACAAAGACUUACCGACUUCAGCCUUUGCACCGGUAGAUUGCUCAGUGGAGUUGUUUAAGAAGACAUGUUAUACAGGAACAGCUUCCUCUAUGAUAAUCAACACAGUGAGGUGUCUUGAGAUCUCAUCCUUGGAGUGGCUUCAACAAGAACUUGAAAUUCCGGUUUAUCCGAUAGGCCCUCUUCACAUGGUGGCUUCAGUUCCUCCUACGAGUCUACUAGAAGAGAACGAAAGCUGCAUAGGAUGGCUGAACAAACGGAAGCCGAGCUCCGUGAUAUACAUAAGCUUGGGAAGUAUGAGUUUGAUGGAAAUAAAGGAAGUAUUUGAAAUGGCUUCGGGUUUGGUUAGUAGCAACCAACACUUUUUGUGGGUGAUUCGACCUGAAUCCAUACGUGAUUCCAAAUUUUCUAAUGACGAAGAGUUGUUAAGGAAGAUGGUAACAUCGGAUCGAGGUUACAUUGUGAAAUGGGCACCGCAGAAGCAAGUGCUUGCACAUUCUGCGGUUGGAGCGUUUUGGAGCCAUUGUGGAUGGAACUCGACUCUAGAAAGCCUCAGUGAAGGAGUUCCAAUGAUAUGUAGGCCUUUUACGACUGAUCAAAAGGGUAACGCAAGGUACUUGGAAUGUGUUUGGAAAGUAGGGAUUCAAGUGGAAGGUGAGUUAGAGAGAGGAGCGGUCGAAAGAGCAGUGAAGAGGUUAAUGGUUGAUGAAGAAGGACAUGAAAUGAAGGUAAGAGCUCUCAGUUUAAAAGAGAAACUUAAAGUCUCUGUUUCAGGUGAAGGUUCUUCACACAAGUCACUUGAUGACUUUAUCAGGACUCUAUGA